AUGAAUAAUUAAAAUUAUCUUCAUUUAAUUAUUAUUAGAUUGAUGAUAAUCGUAUAAAACUUUCUAAAGAGUUAUAUGAUAAAGGUAUUUAUAUUAUAAUUAUUAUCCUUGCAGGUUAUAAAUUAUAUUAGGAAAAUAAUUUUGACAAUGCCAUUCAGAUAUUAGAUAAAUCAAUAGAAUUAAAUCCCAAUAACCAUAAUUCUUUCUGGUGAAAAGGUAGAUAGAAUAAUAAAUAAUAAAUAGGGUCAUGUUUAAGAUUAUUAAAAUAAUAUGAGAAUGCAAUCACUUAGUUGGACAAAGGAAUAGCUAUUAAUCCUGAGCAUAUAAAUAGCUUAAGUGAAAAAGGUAGAUUUAAUAAUAAUUUAAUGAAUAGGCGAGUGCUUAAGAUUAUUAAAAUAAUAUGAUGAAUCUUUAAAUUUAUUAGAUAAAGCACUCUCCAUUAAUCAGCAACAAAAUUGUCUCUUUAAUCUAAAUGUAUCUUAUAAUUUUAAUUUUUAGGGAGUUUGUUUAUUUGAUUAAAAAAAAUCUCAAGAAGCUAUGAUAUAUUAUGAACAAUCAUUAAAGAUAGACCCAAAUAAUCAAAAUACAAUAGACAAAAAAGGGUAUUGUUAACUUAUUAAAUUAGAAUUUUGUGA
Molecule: messenger RNA, 635 nt
Organism: Paramecium sonneborni
Lineage: Eukaryota; Ciliophora; Oligohymenophorea; Peniculida; Parameciidae
Source: the annotation of a GenBank genome assembly